AGGACCUUUAUAAGUCAGAUGAGAGGAGAAGUCACUCUACAGACCCCUGAUCCUCAGAAAUAUAAACAUGCAUCUUAAAGUCCUGGUGUUGACCCUGUCAUUCUUGACAACUUCAGCUUACCCACUCCAUCGAAACACAAGGGAAGUAAUCUGGACUGAUUCAAAGGCCAACCAGGCUCAUGACAAGACAGACCUCACUAAAGAUGUAGAUAAGAUCUAUAAGAGUCACAUAGACAGCAGUCGGCUUUACAGCCAAGAGGAUGAUGACAACAAAAAUCCAGUGGCAGAGGAGAUGCAGCUCAAGCUCAACAUGGAGUCGGAGCGUCUGCGUAUCCGUCUGCGCCAAGAGCUUGCCGAGCUGCAGAAAAGGUUGUCCCCGUCUCCAGCCCACCUCAGCUCCACCCUGGCCAGCAUGAGGGACCGCCUGGCUCCCCUCACCCAGCAGCUCCAGAGCUCUCUCAGCAGCAGCACCCAAGAUCUGUGUGGCCAGUUGAGCCUCUAUCUGCAGGGCCUGGAGACAGCAGAGGCCCAGGCAGAGGCCACUCCGGCUCUCUACCAGGACACCUUCCACUGGAUGACACAAGCCCUGGAGCACAGCCGCUCCAAGCUGGCUGACAUCAUCAGCGACUUCCAUACCAAAACUGUCGGGGCGAUCGAACACCUGAAAGAGAUCGGCUCUAGCGAGGAAGAGGUGGCCAAGUCAGAGCUGUGGCAGGUGGUGAGCUCCAGGUUGGGACAGGAAGUGAGUUUACUGAGGGUGGAGAUGCAGAGCAGGGUGGAGGCUCUCAAAGCAGAGCUUGCUGCUCUGCAAGAAACUGCUCCACCUCUUAAGGCUGAAGUGGCAGCCAGUAUGGAGCGGUUCUGCCAAAAUGCAGCCUUGCAGAGCGAAGUUUUUCAGGCCCGGAUGGAGAGGCUGUUUCAGGGGCUAGAAGAGGAGCUGGAGGUCCAAAGAGCCUCCAGCCUGUCUCCUUCUUCUAUCUCCUCAUCCAUACAGCCAGGUGGCUCUUUGCAGGAGGAUUUCUCAGUUAAAUUCUCUGCUUUGAUCCAGGACAUUCUGCACUCAGUGUAGCGACAGAGACACCUGUAUAUAUUUUUUUAAAAUUAAUAAUUUUCGAUGAAUUUGUUCUUUUGUUUGCCGCUGUACCAGCCAAGUAAGUAGCUUGUAAAUAUUUAUGAAUUAAUGUAUUUGAUUGAUUGUAUUUGUUUCAUUCUGUAUGUGACUGAGUGCAUAAUUGUCAGUAUUCUGUACUAGGUAAAAAGCUGCUGAGUAAAGUUGUUGAUGAUUGAUAAAUGACAAAUAACCUGUUGCUGUUUUUUAGGUAUGUAAUCAGCCACACAGUGCAACACCAACCUGAUUUCAAACUUUAUUUUGAAUCUGUAUAAAACAUAUAUUCUAUAUUUAAAUUUGCUCAAAAAAUGUUCUAAGCAUUGCAGUUGAGAUUCUGUACAAGAUACCAAAAGACAUCUAUAAAAUGACAGACUCCCAAACAUUAUGAAAGUUAUACUUUCAUAAAAUAUUGAAAUUACUGUUCCAUAGUAAAUGUUUGUUUUUUUACACCCA
This is a messenger RNA of Lates calcarifer (barramundi perch), 1561 nucleotides long. RefSeq lists its product as uncharacterized. NCBI's taxonomy places the organism in Eukaryota, Metazoa, Chordata, Actinopteri, Centropomidae. The coding region runs from base 68 to 1069 and encodes 333 amino acids. The record is from RefSeq and is a predicted model, not a curated record. The transcript has 4 exons.